GGRGGUGAAGACACCCUCCACAGCACCUUCCGGACAUGCCUGUCCUUGUAACGUAAACACUUCAAUGGGAGCCUUCCUUUUUAAAGAAAGCCUCAUGGUGUACCAUCUGUUUGCCUCACUCAAGGGAAGGAUGAAAGCUCUACAUAGGAACGUGAUGUGAUGGAUGAGACCUGUCAUUAUGCAAGUAUUACGUCACUCUGAACAGACACUGAAAAGAGCUCUCAUCUCUAAGAACCCAGCGCUUUUGUCACAGUAUGAGAAAUUAGAUGCUAGGGAACAGCAAUUAAUGAAGGAGCCAACCAGUGAUCUUUAUGGACCUAUUAUUUUGCAAUCACAAUCAGACUGAAUAAUCUCACAUCCUGAGGCUCCUCAAGACUUUGAGCAGUUUUUCAGUAAUCCCUACAGAAAGAUACCCUCUCCAGAGAAGCACAGUAUUUAUUUACUGGCCAUUGGAUCUCUAGGAAACACCAGAGUUAUCAGUGAAGAAUAUACUAAAUGGCUCAAGGGCUACUGUGAAGCAUUUUUCUAUGGCAUGAGUGUAAAACUCCUAGAACCGAUUUCUGUUUCUGCCACAUGGUGUUCUUUUAGAGUGAAUGAUCACACACGCAAUUUACAAAUUCAUGCAGGGCAUAUCCUGAAGUUCUUAAAAAAGAAGAAACCUGAAGAUGCUUUCUGUGUUGUGGGAGUAACAAUGAUUGAUCUUUACCCAAGAGAUUCCUGGAAUUUUGUCUUUGGACAGGCUUCUUUGACAGAUGGAGUGGGGAUAUUCAGCUUUGCUAGGUAUGGCAGCGAUUCCUAUAGCUCACAUUAUAAAGGUACAGUGAAGAAGCUCUAUAAAAAAUCUUCCAAUGACUAUGCCAUUUUUGAUAACUACUUUAUUCCUGAAAUCACUAGUGUUUUGCUGCAGCGAUCCUGUAAGACUUUAUCCCAUGAGAUUGGACACAUAUUUGGACUGCGACACUGCCAGUGGCUCACAUGCCUGAUGCAGGGCUCCAACCACUUGGAGGAAGCUGACCGUCGUCCUCUAAACUUGUGUCCUAUCUGUCUACGCAAGUUGCAGUGUGCCAUUGGCUUCAAUAUUGCAGAAAGAUACAAAGCACUGGUGAGGAUUGAUGAUGUUAACACACCCAGAGCAACUCCGAAACYUAGUUGUGAAGAUAAUGUGCAUUUACCGAAAUCUGUAGAGGCCUUUCAGGAUUGGAAAGAGUGGAUAAUGAAAUGCCUUGCUGUUCUCCAAAAAUGA
Urocitellus parryii (Arctic ground squirrel) is the source of this 1243-nucleotide messenger RNA. Lineage: Eukaryota; Metazoa; Chordata; Mammalia; Rodentia; Sciuridae. The record is from RefSeq and is a predicted model, not a curated record.